Molecule: messenger RNA, 1316 nt
Organism: Cataglyphis hispanica
Lineage: Eukaryota; Metazoa; Arthropoda; Insecta; Hymenoptera; Formicidae
Product: cuticle protein 19-like
Exons: 4
Coding region: 63-758 (231 amino acids)
Cellular component (GO): extracellular matrix
Source: RefSeq, a predicted model, not a curated record
AGGCAUCCUACACAUUACAUGCUUUUGGCAUUCUCAUCAGCAUUCGCGCACGGAUUACAAUAAUGUUCUUCAUUAUGCGGAAAUGUAAUUUGGAAGAAAACAUCUGUGGUAUGAUAUUAUUCUUGUGUACUCUAUUACUCAGCUUUAGUCGAGCGAAUCUUCUUCGAGAUAGAUAUUUCUCGCAACCAUUCCAAAACUCGAGACGUGCAUACUCGUGCACUCCUAUCGAUUCAGCAUCAUUGGAUGCAUUCGGGUCAACUAUCGCGUGCGUAUUGAAAUUUGCAUCAAUGAAAAGUGAUGCGUCUGGACCACCGAGUAAUAUACCAUCACCCACAUAUGUCAAAGUGUCGGCGCCUCUGUUAUAUAAGCCUUUACCAAGAACGUCUUCUCUGGUUUACAUUGCGCCACCCAUUGUCAAAUCUGCAUCUGCUAUUGUAGCUACUGAACCAAAGUCGUUGGAAAAGGAUAUCCAGAAUAUGGCGUAUCCCAAAUAUUCCUUUAAUUACGGCGUGAUCGAUGGAUAUACCGGUGACUCCAAAUCAGCGUGGGAAGAACGAGACGGAGAUGCAGUUAAAGGAGAAUAUUCGGUUGUUGAAGCAGAUGGGACUAUUCGUACUGUUUCUUAUACAGCAGAUGAUCGUAAUGGUUUUAACGCGGUUGUAACUAGAAGCGAACCUCCAAAGAACGCAAGAUCUGCAGCCGAAAUAAAAACAUUUAUACCCGGUGCCGAAUUUACAAACGACAGGCAUAAAAUUUAACAUAUUAACUUAAUCUCUGCUAAUUUUCUUUUCAUACAAAACAUAUAUUUUUUUUAGAUAAAUAUUUUGCAUAUAUUGAUAGCUUUUUAUAAUGUAUCAAAUAUUAUUAUAUGUUUUUUUUAAAUUUUAGGGUGGUUCUUUUAUGUAUGUAAUAUAUAUUUAAUCUAUAUUUUAUAUAUAUAUAUAUAUAUAUAUAUAUAUAUAUAUAAUAUAAAUAUACUUAAAUAUAUUAUACAGUGUACUCGAGAAAUCGUAUUACAAUCGAGAAAAAGGUGUUUUUUUUUUUAUAAAAAUAAAUAAAAAAUUUAGAAUAAAAUAUGAAGCUUUAAGAGCGUUUUUGAGAGAAUUAAAAAAUUGAUAAUAACUUUCUUUAAACUUUAUAUUUCUUAAUAAUCUUCCAAUUUUUAAAAUCAAACUUUUCGAGAAUAACGCAUUGUAUAUAAUUCUAUAUAUUUACGAUUUAUUUUUCCAUAAGGGGAAUUAUGUAUUAUGUAUGUAAAGUUGUUAUAAUUAAGUUUUUUUUCUGUAUUAUGGUGUAUAAUUUUUUUACCUUUUUGU